Messenger RNA from Electrophorus electricus (electric eel), 3572 nucleotides. RefSeq names its product elastin microfibril interfacer 2a (gene emilin2a). Lineage: Eukaryota; Metazoa; Chordata; Actinopteri; Gymnotiformes; Gymnotidae. Gene Ontology annotation, molecular function: protein binding. The record is from RefSeq and is a predicted model, not a curated record.
UAGGGUAAUGGGGGUCUCCUGUAGAGUUGAGCGUAACUUUUUUUCGGACUUCCUCGAACUUGUCUCAAGACUCACGGAGCUCUUUCUCCUUGUGGUUUGAGAAGGCUGAACUCAGCCCUAGUCACUUUUUUUCAUUUGUUCGUCGUUUGAAAGUGUCUAGGUCUGCUUUGCGAUGACUUGCGCGCAGCAUGUAUUUUGCGUGCCGUUGGCUGUGUGGUUUGUGUUGAGCGUGUCUGCGAGCCGCGGGGCUCCGUCCAGCAUGUUCCAGGGUACUUCAUAUUCAGGACCGCUCCACAGGCACAGGAACAAAAACUGGUGUGCAUUUAUUGUUCAAAAGAACGUGAGUUGCGCGGUGCAAGGGAACGUGGAAAGCCAUGUAGAGCCUGAAGUUGCGCCUUGUCCGAUACAUCACCCGGACUGCGAGCAACAAAUGAUAUAUCGGACCCGGUUUCGACCAACUUACAGGAUUUCUUAUAAGACUGUGACUGAGCUUGAAUGGAGGUGCUGCCCAGGAUACCAAGGUCCUGACUGCAAAGAUCCGAAAGGCUCUCCAAAUACACAGACAAUACUUGAACCCCAACCACAGGCACACCCUCAGCCUCGCCCUGGGCACACUCGAACCACUCAAAGGCCAGGGCGACAACAGACUUGGCAGUACAAUGGCCACCGUGGGGCUGAGAGAACCCCCCAGCUGGAGCAAGAAGUGCAGCGCCUCUCACAGACAGUAUUGGACCUCCAAGCAGCCAUGACCACAAUUAAUACAAACCUGCGCACCGACUUGCAGGAGGACACCAGCAAGAUGCUGGUUACGCUUCUCAACAACAUGCGUCCGCCAGACACUGCAAGAACGGGAGGCACAGAGGAAAGCGUGGUGCAUCUGGAUGGGCACCAGGCCACUAGGGGGCGCAUUCACGGUGAAAGGGGGAUGGAGGAAGUGCUAGCCAGGCUGAAUGACGUAACGGAUGCGCUGAAGAGCAAAGACGAGGCGAUUGAGGAGUUGCGGGGUGCUGUGACAGGACACGAUGGCCAGAUCCGGAUGCUCAUGGACACCUCUCAGGUUCCAGCAGACACUGUUGGUGCAUCCACAGACCUUGAUGUACUCCAGACCUACAUUGACGGAAAAUUUGAAAAAUUAAAGAAGGAGAUGACUGUCGCCAUGAAGGACCAGAUAGCCCAGAUGAGGAGUGAGUGUGAUGAUAGAAUCUUUUCUCUUCAGAAGACAUGUGACGAUGGUCAAAAGAGAAGCUACGCGAGCCUGACAAAACUACUGGAGAGCACUGAGGCCGAGCUCAGGAAGGAGAUCCGUGAGCUACAUCUGGACUUGGCCAUGUCAGAUGGACUGGUGAGCACCAACAAGCAAACACCGCCUAUUAAGGAGGAUGAUAUUCACCAUGAAUUAUGGCAGGAGCUUCAGCGGGUGGCAGAGGCUCACCGAAUCCUAAACGCCCGUGUAGAUAAUGAGUUGGAGCACCUGUCCAUGCUGCAGUUGGAGGAUGUGUUCGGGCCUCGCCUGGAUGAACUGGAGGCCCAGAUGAAUGUGACUGAGAGGAACGCAGAGGCCUACUGCUUUUAUGUGGAUGAGAAAAUAACCAAGGAACUAGCAGAUGAGAUUGCCAAUAUCCGCCAGUUCUUGGUUGACAGACUGAAUUCAAUGGAAGACCAGUUCACAGCCAUGCUGAUCGAAAUGAGCAACAGAUCCUUCCCAGGGAUGCUCAGCGAUUCUGUUGAUGCCCUGCAAUCUCAGGUUAAUGGUAAUAAGUAUCUAAUCCAAGGACUUGAAGACAAACUAAAUGCCAUGGGGCAGAUAUGCUCAGUAGAGUGCAAGACAAGCUCAUCCAACAAGCAUCAAAACCAGAGACGUCUGGAGAGUAUCGCCAAGGACUUGAGGCACUGUAUGAGUGAUCUGGAUGUCUUGAAGUCUGAUGUCAUAAACCAUUCCACAAAGCUUGUCGAUCUAGAGGGCAAAAUCGAUCAUCUGGCUCUGCAGAAUCAGCAGAACGGCGUGAGCACUCAGGACCUGGACAACAAGCUCAAGCCUCUCAAGGAUGAUGUGAGUGGCGUGACCGGAGCCGUGGUGGGAUUGACAGACUCUGUUAGCAAGAUUAGCAGAGAUCUACAAACCCUGAACUCUACUUGUUGCCUCGCAGGACAGGGGGAGUGGGCAGAGGCUCAGCCGCCUCAUGGAGACAGCAGACCACGUUUUGGCCAGGUGGAAGAGCUGAGAGUCAGAUUGGACAAGUUGAGCGGCCAGGUGACCAAGGAGCUGAGUCUCUGUAAAGAAGCAGCAGCAAACAUAGCCGAAGGCUUCUCUGCAGUAGAUGGCAGGGUGGUCACACUGGAACAGCUGUGUGGGAAGCAGAAUGAGCAGAUAAACCAAGUUCAGGGCAUGAAAAAUGGUCUGGAGAGACACUUGGCGCAAGUGAACUCCUCUCUGCUGACACACUCUAGGGAGAUCGACGCACUCCAGAGCAACCUGCUCAACUUUCAGAAUCAGCUUGCAGCGCUUAAGGGCCAUACCACAAAACUGCAAGCUCUCUUCCAGAAGCUGAACCAAAUCGUUGGAGUGCCCAUGAAACAGGAGAUACCUAGUGCCAUCCCAGACUACAGGACUUCAUCUCCAUCCAGGAGGAACAACAUCCCUGAGAUACACAUUCCUCUGAUAAUCCCCCACCACCCUCGUGCACCGGUCCAGCCAGGCAGGCCCCGGCAGCAGCCCAGCCAACCAGCUGUGCUUCGGCCGCCCGUGGAGACCGGAGAGGCUGGACCCCCUGGCUACAUACGCAAGGUGACAGUUCAACGAGAUGAGGGCUUGGACGGAGCUGGAAAGCCAGUUAAAGGAUUUGCCGGCGCACCAGGCCAUCCUCCCAUUAGCCCUGUGGCAUACAGACCUGGCCCAGUUGCAGUUUCUCAAGUCCUUUGGAAUCCUGCACAAAGACUUUUUGCAAGACCAGUGUCAUCUGAGAGAAACUUGUUUGCAGACCCCUUUUCCUUCUCUGCUGGACUCUCAAAGCAGAUGUUUUCAGGGGACUUUGGCAUCAUUCGCUUCAACCGAGUGCUGGUCAACGACGGAGGACAUUACAACCCCCAAACAGGGAUCUUCACGGCACCUUUGGAUGGCCGCUACCUGGUCUCGGGAGUUCUGACGGCUCCGCACCACGCGCGGGUCGAGGCUGUGCUCUCGGUGUCUGAGCGCAGCGUGCUGAAGCUGGACUCAGCGGGCUACAUGGGUGCGAGCGAGCCCGCUACUGGCCCGUCACCAGGCUCAUGCGGAGGCUCCGCUUCCUUCACAGUCAUCAUCUCACUGCGGGCAGGCGACCGCGUGGCGCUGGUGCGCACAGCAGGCGCACUGGCCAUCUCGGAGGCCAGAGAGGUUCUUUCCACCUUCAGUGCCAUGUUCCUCUAUCCACCUCAGGCACGACGAUAGCCUCUGAAGAGGGAUCCUUACCCGCCCAGCCACCCGCGGGUUGCUCAUCCUGAAGCUCAUUGCAAGCCAGGGGGACGUUGGAAGGAAAAACAGGAUCAGAGCCCACAUCAAAGCAGCCAAGUUGCCAGACACUUACAGGCUCAGGCCA